Molecule: messenger RNA, 336 nt
Organism: Macrosiphum euphorbiae (potato aphid)
Lineage: Eukaryota; Metazoa; Arthropoda; Insecta; Hemiptera; Aphididae
Source: the annotation of a GenBank genome assembly
AUGAGACGGACAAGACGAACGCCAAAAUUGUGGAAUCUCUACGAAGCUGCCAUACAUGGACUAGCUCGUACCAAUAAUGGUUUGGAAGGAUGGCAUAAUGGCUUUCAAAAGCAAGUCGGUGGUCAUCAUGUAUCAAUUUGGAAGAUGUUUGAAGGCCUACAAAGGGAGGUCGGGCUAGCUAAAUUAAAAGUGGCACACAUUGAGGCUGGCAAAGAAGAAAAACAGAAAUUAAAAUGGAAAAGAACCACAGAAAAUAUAAAAACAAAGGUGACAAAUUAUUCAAACCAAGACAUUAUACCAUAUUUAAAAAGUUUGGCAUACAAUAUUGACUUUUAA